AGGGCCUAGAAACUGGAGAUCAGGCGGUGCUGCGGGCAGCUCGGGAGAAGGCCGGGAAGAUGGCGGCCUCUUGGAGGCUGGGUUGUGACCCGUCUCUGCUGCGGUAUCUCCUGGGCUUGGCCAGCCGGCGAAGCUUGCGGCUGGUUGAGGGCUCUGUCGGUUUCUCUGUCGGCCGUGGAUCUAGCUGGAGAUGGUUUCACAGCACACACUGGCUGCGGGUUGAUCCUAUUAAGAUACUAAUGCCAUCACUGUCUCCUACAAUGGAAGAAGGAAACAUUGUGAAGUGGUUAAAAAAGGAAGGGGAAGCUGUGAGUGCUGGAGAUGCAUUGUGUGAAAUUGAGACUGACAAAGCUGUGGUUACCUUAGACGCAAGUGAUGACGGUGUUUUGGCCAAAAUCGUGGUUGAAGAAGGAACUAAAAAUAUUCGACUAGGUUCACUAAUCGGUUUGAUGGUUGAAGAAGGAAAAGAUUGGAAGCAUGUUGAAAUUCCCAAAGAUGUAGGUCCUCCACCACCAGUUGCAAAACCAUCAGAGCCUGGCCCCUCACCAGAACCACAGAUUCCUGUGUCUGUGAAGAAGGGACAGACACCGGGUACACUGCAGUUCCGUUUAAGUCCAGCUGCGCGCAAUAUUCUGGAGAAGCACGCGCUGGAUGCCAGCCAGGGCACAGCCACCGGCCCUCGGGGGAUAUUCACUAAAGAAGAUGCUCUCAACCUGGUCAAAUCGAAACAGACAGGCAAAAUUACUGAAUCCAGACCAGCCCCAGCGCCUGCCCCCACUCCCACAGCAUCUGUACCCCCACAGGUCACCACCGGGCCGUCUUAUCCACGUCCGAUGAUCCCAGCAGUAUCGACUCCUGGCCAGCCUAAUGCUGUGGGCACAUUCACUGAAAUCCCUGCUAGCAAUAUUCGAAGAGUUAUUGCCAAGAGGUUAACAGAAUCUAAAAGUACUAUACCUCACGCUUAUGCUACAGCUAACUGUGAUGUUGGUGCAGUUUUAAAAGUUAGACAAGAUCUGGUCAGAGAUGACAUUAAAGUGUCAGUAAAUGAUUUUAUCAUCAAGGCAGCAGCUGUUACUCUUAAACAAAUGCCAGGUGUUAAUGUAAGCUGGGAUGGACAGGGCCCAAAGCAAAUGCCUUCCAUUGAUAUUUCGGUGGCUGUGGCAACAGAUAAAGGUUUAAUUACACCAAUCAUAAAAGAUGCUGCUGCUAAGGGUCUACAGGAAAUUGCUGACUCUGUGAAGAGCACGAGAGAUCUUCGCAUCUUGGUGUGGCGUUGUGUGUUCCCUGAUCGACGGCCAUGGGCAGUAGUGCUUCCGUUUCUCUGGAGACGAAGCGAGCCUGCCCCAUCUUGCUUGUAUAGUUGUGAACAGCAUGGAGAAGGGCUGCGCAAACCGAAGACGCGUUCAUUCUUCAAGGACAGCACCACUGGGCUUUCCAUAAACCAGCUGCUUCUCACGGCCUGACUUCGUAGCUUUUGGUACAGAUACUUGUUUGUUCCAACUGACAGUAUUUUCUCUAGUAUUUCUCUAUUAGUGAUUAGGUUUGUGUAAGGAAAUUAUUUCUUUAAAAAGAAUGUGAUUGCAGAAGGAGACAAAAGAAUAAUGCCGUAUGAGGAAGGGGUGUGCUAUACUUGGCAGCAGGCGCCGUCCACAUUAUUCUGCUCAUUUGCUGUACGUAGUCAACACUCUUGAGAGGCUAGAACAAUGGAAGUUUUUGUAUGUGGUCAUCUUUUUUUCCCCCUUUAAAUAGGAACUGUGACUAAAAAUUAUGAAGACUUAGAAAAGGCUACACACAUCUGUUAAGAUUUGGGGAUUAAAAUAGCAGUGAAUGUUAGGAUUUUUGCCCUGCUUAUCCCCAGUUGCAAUUUUGGUUGUCACUUGCAGGCAUACCGUUCCUGUUCACUCUGUGUGCUAGGUUGAAACGAUCUGUCUGUCUAGUGCUUGCCAGACUCUUGCUGGAAACACAAAGAAAUCCUUAUUUACUGUUUCAGGUAUUUUAUAUAUUGUCAAAUGGCACUUCCAUUUUUAUGUUAUUUUUCCCCCUUUUCAUUUUGGAUUUAAUUUCAACUAAAUUGUAUAGAGCUGUCCCGUGGGUGUUGUGCAAAAAGCAAACAGCUUUCUAACCUUUAUUGAAAGAUAGGUGAUAUAGUGAGAGUGGAGAAGAAAAAUAAAGCACCAUUUAAGUCUUAGGUUUCAAAGAGAAUUUGUCCACAUUUCACAUUGCAUCACGAUGGCUCUGUCUCAGGUAAAGCGAAGAAAUGAAACACAUGGUGUCGUUAAGAUAAGCAUUAACCAUUAACUAAAUAUGAUGUUAUUGAUGGGAAACUUUUCAGAUUUCUCAGAAAGGAAGUAACUGCAAAAUUACUUUUAAGAUUAGUCCGGCUGCAAUAUGCAAGGUAGUUUAAAACCGAGAUGACGCCAGCCAGCAGGAAACAGUGGAUUUGUUUGCUGUAAUAAAAGCUUGAAUUGAUUAGGAACUGCAGUAGCUCGUGGUCCUUAAAGAAGGGAGAAAAUCAGGAAAGUUUGACUUGUUAGGAUGCUGCGGUGUGUUAGGUACACACGGGGCAGGUGAGUCCCGUCACACAGCAUCCGUGACGUCAUUCCCCAUCCAUAACACGGUUCUCCUUGGCUCCCACGCAGCAGUUCCAAAGGAGAUGAGAUUCUCAUAAGUUACAUAAGGCAAAUGUUGUAUUUCGGGAAACAAAACUUUAUAUAAGUGGAAAAAACAAUCAUCUUUCAAUAAAGCCAUUUUAAAUAGUUCAUGAU
Fukomys damarensis (Damara mole-rat) is the source of this 2765-nucleotide messenger RNA. It is a transcript of the gene Pdhx, whose product is annotated as pyruvate dehydrogenase complex component X. Gene Ontology annotation, biological process: pyruvate decarboxylation to acetyl-CoA. The record is from RefSeq and is a predicted model, not a curated record. Gene Ontology annotation, cellular component: pyruvate dehydrogenase complex; mitochondrion. The transcript has 10 exons. Gene Ontology annotation, molecular function: acyltransferase activity. NCBI's taxonomy places the organism in Eukaryota, Metazoa, Chordata, Mammalia, Rodentia, Bathyergidae. The coding region runs from base 60 to 1463 and encodes 467 amino acids.